Messenger RNA from Prunus armeniaca (apricot), 1677 nucleotides. Lineage: Eukaryota; Viridiplantae; Streptophyta; Magnoliopsida; Rosales; Rosaceae. The record is from the annotation of a GenBank genome assembly.
AUGGCAUCACUCAAUGGCUCACGAUCAAGUGUUGCUCAGAAUCAACUGCACGGAGAGCUACCACCAAAUGUCCGCAUUAAUCUUCCUAAUCUCGAAGAAUUUUACUGUGGUGGCAACAAAUUCACUGGAACUAUUCCUGCGUCAUUAUCAAAUUCUUCUAGACUUCGGAUGCUUAAUCUAGCUGAAAAUGGUCUCACCGGGACACUCCCUGCUGAAAAUCUUGGAAGCUUGCGAAGCUUAGUUUCCAUAAACUCUAGUCGCAAUAGACUGGGAAGUGGAACAACUGGCGACUGGAACUUUCUCAGCUUUUUGGCUAAUUGUACUAGCCUAGAGGACUUUGGCAUUGGAAACCUAGUAAACUUGACCCAUAUUGGAAUGGAAAAAAACUACUUCAGUGGUAGUGUCCCUGAUGGAAUUGGGAAGCUUCAAAAGUUACAGGAACUGUACUUGAAUGAAAACAAAUUUUCUGGGCCGACACCGUCCUCUCAAGGUAACUUGACUUCAUUAAGAAAGUUGUUCGUAAGCGGGACUAGGUUUGAGGGAAGUAUACCUCCAAGUCUUGGAAACUGCCAAAGUCUAUUUGCACUUGACCUUUCUAAUAACAACCUAACAGGCACCAUAUAUACCUGGAGAGAUUCUCGGAAUUUCAUCCCUUCCACUUUAUUUGGGAACAAUUCUUUGACUGGUUCGUCACCAUAUAAAGUGUUUGAUUUGGUAAAUCCUUGUGGAACUAGAUUUAUCGGAAAUAAGUUAUCAGAUGAAACCCCCACAACUCUUGGUAGUUGUAUUAUGUUGGAGCCCAUAUAUUUGGAAGGUAAUGAUUUUGAAGGAACAAUUCCUCAAUCUAUUCGAAGUUUGAGAAGUUUGGAAGAAAUAGAUAUUUCGUGCAACAACUUAUCUGGAGAGAUAACUGAAUUUCUUGGCAAGUUUACAUUGCUUAAUCAUCUCAAUCUUUCUUAUAAAGAAGGGAUAUUUUCAAAUGCAAGUGAUCUCUCAAUUAUUGUCAACGAUAGGCUAUGUGGCGACCUCCCAAAAUUGUGCAUGCAUCCGCAGAAAGUCUCGUUCAUCUCAACGACCAGUUGCCAUAAAGGUAGUCAUCCCUAUAGCUUGUGCAUUUGCCUUGCUCUGUCAUUCUUCAUUGUGUCUCGUUCAAAGGGUGGAGGAACCGGCACUUAUUUGUUGUGCUUGGUGGCUCUUCCAAAGUGUAGGAGGUGUAGCUUGAAGUGUUACUCCUUCGUUCUUUCCAAUAAUUUGGAUUGCUUCCAACGUGGAGAACAGCAAAGACUCCACUUGUUGGCAAGAAAGUAUACGACUUUGAAGUUUGCAUCAUCUGAAUUCUCAAUAACCAAAGUGAACCCACCUGUUGGUCUAUCAAGAAACUUGUCGGAGGGGCUGGGCCCGAAGUGGAAGCUUGGAGGUGCUGGCCUUGGUGUGCGACGUGGGCUCGCCCUAGGAGAGGCAGCGCUGGGCCUUGGUGAGAUGUGGGCUUGCGCUGGAGCUGAAUGGGGACGCCGGAGCCUGCAAGCGUGGGCUUGCUCACUGGGGCAUGCGCUGGACUUUGGGCGCUGGUUGGGCUUGGAGGAGUGGGUAGACUGGGCUGCGUGCUGGCUAGGCUCGAGAAGUGUGCAGGCUGGGCUGCCCCCUUUAGCUUGUGCUGGUCCAAACAGCAAGAAAUAA